CUUGAUGACCAAAACAAGAAAGUGCCCCUCCUGCCACCAAUAAAUUUGCCAGACUCCGGCGCGGCCGACUGAAAGACGCCGGGAAAUUGAAAGAGGAGCUCACCAGAAGGAAUUUUUCUAGGCAAAGCAUACGUGUACAUGUACAGUCAUAGGGGAGGGGCUAGAGAGAGACGGCUUCGGCAAAACACGAUAGGUAGAUAAGGCAUAUACAAGGCACCUCCGACGACGGGAAAGGCGCAAAGAGCAAAAGAAAAAUCGCAUACUCAUAUCGCAAUCGCUUACCCAUCUCGCGUGUACCGGUAUACAGCUGCCGUGGCUUCGUCUCAACAAGAGUCAUUUCUUUCCAACACAAAUCGAUUCCACAGCCUGAUUCUCCAUUUCUAAACUCACGUCACAUCCCGCGACAAUGCCACAGGAAGCAAAAGCAACAGCCGACGAUACAUCGCCGCCGCGCAAGGCGUCAUCCGAAGCCUUGGAUGUCAAGAAGCCUGGUUUCUUCUCAACACGGCGAAUCCUGGGACCUGUCGACAAGGAAUUUGGAGAUUAUGCGCUAUUGGUACACUCUUUCGUGACUGGUCUGGUUGACGCGGCCUCAUUUGCGAAUUGGGGUGUCUUUGUGGGAAUGCAAACAGGCAACACUGUGAUUCUAGGCCUCUCGACUGCUGGUCUUCCAGACAACCCACAUGCUUGGACCACCACAUUAGUCUCCCUGGCCUCUUUCCUUGCUGGUGCUUUCCUCACCUUCCGCAGCACAAGUCUCGUGUCCCCCAAAGGCGUCACCAGCAACCGCCUCUGGCUCAGCACAAUCUUCUUCAUCCAAGCCGCCCUCAUCAUAAUCUCCGCUGCCCUCGUCAGCGCAGACCUCGUCCCUCACAAUCGCACUGGCUACCCUGAUGACGAACACAAAAGAGGCGUCAUCGGCAACAUCCUCAUCGUCAGCUUGUUCCCUCCUCUUGGUUUCCAGUCCGGCAUGCAGAUUGCCACUUCCCGUCUCUUGGGUUACAAUGAGUUGCCUGUCAAUGUGUUGACUAGCACUUAUUGCGAUUUGAUGGGUGAUGCAAAGUUGUUUGCUUUGCAUAAUGUCAAGAGGAAUCGUAGGGCUAUUGCUGUGGUUUUGCUGUUUGUGGGUGCUAUUAUUAGUGGUUGGCUUUUGCGCAGUUCGGGCGGUUUGCAGAGUGUGCUUUGGCUUGCUGCUGGCAUCAAGUUGUUGGUUGCUGUGUUUACGUUCACUCUACACCCCGCAAAGAUGGAUUGAGGAUGUCGGAUAACUUUAUGAAGAGAUGAACAGAGAAGAGUGAGCGUUGACGAUGUGCUGGGAUGCGCGAGCUAGGGAGGACGCUUACAUUUUCCGGUACAGAUGAUGAUGGGUGAGCAACGAAGCGCUAGCUGACAAGCUCAGAUACACGUAUAGAGUAAUGUAAUGUGGAAACAAAAAUUGAUCGAAGCGUUCAUACAUCUGCUGAAUGGACGACGGGUCAGCUCACUCAUGAGAAAGCAUGUAGUCCCGUUGAUCUCGACGUCGGCUUCUGUAACAAUGUGCCAUUGAUGGCUAAGAAGGUG
Messenger RNA from Aureobasidium subglaciale EXF-2481, 1560 nucleotides. RefSeq lists its product as uncharacterized. The transcript has 2 exons. NCBI's taxonomy places the organism in Eukaryota, Fungi, Ascomycota, Dothideomycetes, Dothideales, Saccotheciaceae. The record is from RefSeq and is a predicted model, not a curated record. Bases 407 to 1255 code for a protein of 282 amino acids.